GUGAAUUUCGCACUUUCAUUGCAGCUUCUCUUUGGUAUCGCCAACUAACCUCCCGCAGUAUUUUUUUUUCUUUUUGUAAUCUCGUACAUAGUCUGUUUUUUAUUCUUUUUUUUUCUUACUGCAAGAUAUACUGUCCAAUUUAUCCGUCUUAUCAUUCAUUACCUUCUUUUAUUAAUUUCUUCAUAAACUGUUUUAAUCCAUCCUGCCAUGGCGUCUUCGCACGCUAGAUCUGCCAGCAACGACUUUGCUUCAGGAGUACUGCUAGAUCCUCUUCGACCUCGAAAAAUUCUAGAUUUGCCGGAUGGGGCCUGGUCUCCCAAUGAGCAGCUUGGGCAAGCAGUAAUUCCCACUGUCGACGAAGUAGACGAUACCAAUGCCAAUGGCCGCUCUAGCUACGAUUUCGAGUCCCUGCGGCCGCUGACGCCAAUGACGCCAAUGGAGAAAGCACAAGCCAAGAAUUCUUCAGGACCAGUGACGUGGAUGUCUCUCCCGCGAAAAGACCAGCUUCUUAUCCUGUUCCUCUCUCGAUUCGUCGAUUUCCUGCAGGUGGCGUCGCUGCAAGCAUACGUCUUCUACCAGCUCAAGACCUUCGACGACUCUCUUACAGACGCCCAUAUUUCUCAGCAGGCGGGGAUAUUGCAAGGAUGUUUCACCGGCGCCCAGGUGAUGACGGCCAUUUUAUGGGGUAAAGCUGCCGAUGCAACUUGGUGUGGCCGCAAAUGGGUCUUGGUGAUUGGACUCGCUGGAACGGCUAUAUCGUGCUUGGGCUACGGCUUUGCGACGACUUUUGCCUGGGCCGCGUUUUGGAGGGUCUUUGGUGGUGCCAUCAACGGGACUGUGGGCAUUAUCCGGACCAUGAUUGCCGAAAUCACCAAAGAGAAGAAGUAUCAAUCUCGAGCAUUUCUGAUUCUUCCCAUGAGCUUCAACGUUGCUGGGAUUCUGGGCCCGAUCAUGGGAGGCAUGUUGGCCGAUUCCAACAAAACUCUUCCUGGACUUUUUGGAGAAAAUGCCGUCUUUGGGUUUCAGUGGAUUCGGGACUACCCAUAUGCCCUGCCGAGUCUCGUCAACGCCGUCAGCUUAUCCAUUGUAACCUUGAUAGUAUUUCUCUUUUUGGAAGAAACAUCACGAGUACGGCAGAACAAGUUCGACGUCGGGCUCCAUCUCGGAAAUCAAAUCAAGGCCGCCUUAUUGGGUGAAAAACAGUCUGACAACUAUGCUCGCGUUCCCGCCUGGGAGCAUCACACUCUGGAGAAUUUCGAAGACAAGAAUAUACCUGUGUCGAAGCCCGCGCCCUCGCUGAAACAGCUCCCCUUUCGCCUCCUUUGGACGCGGAACGUCUUAUUCACGCUGCUAACUGGUGCUUUUUACGACUUCCAUCUCGGCGCCUUUGGCAACAUGUGGUCGCUGUUCCUGUCAACUCCCCGGUAUCUUGCUCCGGCUGCAAGGGACCCAGAGACCCCCACCCCUAUGCGUCGAGAUCUCCCUCUCUUGUUCACAGGUGGGCUGGGAAUGCCGGCAUCGACAGUUGGCGUUGCGACGUCUUUCCUCGGCAUAAUAGGCAUGCUGCUGCAGGUGACUUUGUAUCCCCCCAUCCAAGCCCGUCUCGGCACAAUGAGAUCCUUCCAAUGGUUUCUGUUUCUCUUCCCACUGGCAUAUUUCGUCGCCCCCUAUCUCUCCAUAUUGCCAUCCUGGUCGCCGGCACCCGAGCCCGCCUCGGGAGGCUUCAUCUGGUUAGGCAUCAUCGGCAUCCUCUUCCUCCAGGUCAUGGCCCGGACGUUUACCCUCCCGGCCAGCAUCAUCCUGCUCAACAACUGCAGCCCGCACCCCAGCGUUCUAGGCACGAUCCACGGCCUAGGGCAGAGUGUAUCUGCGCUCUUCCGCACCGUCGGCCCGGUGGUGGGGGGCUGGUGGUACGGUUAUGGGCUGGAUAUCGGCAUGGUGGCCUGGGGUUGGUGGGGAGUGGCUGCAAUGUCAGCUUUGGCUUGUGGAACUGCAUUAGGCAUGCAUGAUGGCAGCGGGCAUGAGAUUUUCCUGGAGGGAGAGCAGGACGAGAUGGAGUAGAGGAGAGGUUUUUUC
Trichoderma asperellum CBS 433.97 is the source of this 2076-nucleotide messenger RNA. RefSeq lists its product as uncharacterized. The record is from RefSeq and is a predicted model, not a curated record. NCBI's taxonomy places the organism in Eukaryota, Fungi, Ascomycota, Sordariomycetes, Hypocreales, Hypocreaceae. Gene Ontology annotation, biological process: transmembrane transport. Gene Ontology annotation, molecular function: transmembrane transporter activity.